AUGACUUCUCCUGUUUAUGUUGUGCCAAAAGAUGGCUUUUAUACAUUAGUAUUGAAAAUGAAAGGUACAGAUUUCAAAGCAUAUGUUUUAGUAAAUAUUAUUGGGAAAAAUGGAUAUUUAUCUGCAGCAGAUUGGCCUCUCUUGCCGUUUUAUGGAGUCAUGUGCUUAGUUUAUGUUUUUUUCGGUUUAAUAUGGUUGAUUGUGUCAUUUUGCCAAUGGAGGGAACUUCUUAGAAUUCAAUUUUGGAUUGGGGGGGUAAUUUUAUUAGGUAUGAUAGAAAAAGCCAUUUUUUAUGCAGAAUAUCAAAAUAUUAAUUCAACAGGAGUCAAUUACAAAUCGGUUGUUCUCUUUGCCGAAUGGGUUUCAUGUGCCAAACGAACCUUGGCUAGAAUGCUUGUUAUUAUUGUUAGUUUGGGAUUUGGUAUUGUUAAACCACGCCUUGGAUCUAUGCUACACAGACUUAUGGGAGUUGGUGCCUGCUAUUUUAUAUUAGCCGUAGUUGAAGGAUACAUAAGAGUGAUGCGCCCGAAAAAUGACUCUUCCAAUCAAUUGCUUAUUGCAAGCAUUCCUCUUGCGGUACUCGAUUCGGCCAUUUGUUGGUGGAUAUUCACUGCGUUGAUACAAACAACGCGUACCCUAAGACUAAGAAGAAAUUUAGUUAAACUCAGUUUAUAUCGUCAUUUUACAAAUACAUUAGUAUUCUCAGUAUUGGCCUCUAUAAUAUUUAUGUUAUAUUCUAUUAAAGUUCAUCGUUUAGCCAUAUGCUUGACGGAUUGGAAAAACCUUUGGAUAGAUGAAGCUUUUUGGCACAUUUUAUUCUCAGUACUUUUAUUAGUUAUUAUGAUUUUGUGGAGGCCGACAAACAACAAUCAAAGAUAUGCUUUCACUCCAUUGUUGGAUGCUGCUGAAGACGACGAAGAAGAGGAUUUGUUCGUGAACGAUGCUUAUGGUGUUAAAAUGAGAACUCACAGCCGACCAAAUUCACCGAAACCUAAACCUACGAACGAUGAUGAUAUAUUAAAAUGGGUCGAUGAAAAUAUACCAUCGGCAGGAGUCGAAACAGCUCUUCCCAUAUUUGAUUCAGAAGAAGAAAUAUUAACGACAAAAUACGAAGUGUCCAAAAUGCAAUAA
Molecule: messenger RNA, 1131 nt
Organism: Pediculus humanus corporis (human body louse)
Lineage: Eukaryota; Metazoa; Arthropoda; Insecta; Psocodea; Pediculidae
Product: ptm1, putative
Exons: 6
Coding region: 1-1131 (376 amino acids)
Biological process (GO): retrograde transport, endosome to Golgi
Cellular component (GO): Golgi apparatus; membrane
Source: RefSeq, a predicted model, not a curated record